UGUGAGGCCGCCGCGGAGGGACGUUUCAGGCCUCAGGGUUUCCCACUUGCUUUUAACCACGGGCUUGGAGACGUGGGGUGCGAAACGGGGCCUCUUCAUUUUGGUGGGUUCCGGGCCCUGGCAGCCUUUUCGCGAAGGCGCCUGGCUACUGGGCCGGGGGCCCUAUUUCCACUCGGACCGCCGAUACCGCCCGGUGGCCCCGGAGCUGCUGGGAAGGAGCUGCCAGGAAGGGGUUGCCGAGGCGCCGGCUGCCGCCCUCGCCACUCGCGAGGCCCCUUUCUCAUCCUAGGAUCUCUUUUUCCCCUGUUCUGCAGGCUCGCUUCCGGCGGCAUGGCUCAAAGGGCCUUCCCGAAUCCUUAUGCAGAUUAUAACAAAUCCCUGGCCGAAUGCUACUUUGAUUCUGCUGGGAGGUUGACUCCUGAGUUUUCACAGCGCUUGACCAAUAAGAUUCGAGAGCUCCUUCAGCAAAUGGAAAGAGGCCUAAAGUCAGCAGACCCUCGGGAUGGCACUGGUUACACUGGCUGGACAGGUAUUGCAGUGCUUUACUUACAUCUCUUUGAGGUGUUCGGGGACCCUGCCUACCUCCAGAUGGCACAUGGCUAUGUGAAGCAAAGCCUGAACUGUUUGACCAAGCGCUCCAUCACCUUCCUUUGUGGCGAUGCAGGCCCCCUGGCAGUGGCUGCUGUGCUGUAUAACAAGAUGAACAAUGAAAAGCAGGCAGAUGAUUGCAUCACACGGCUAAUUCACCUAAAUAAAAUUGAUCCCCAUGCUCCAAAUGAAAUGCUCUAUGGACGAAUGGGCUACAUCUAUGCUCUUCUUUUUGUCAACAAGAACUUUGGAGUUGAAAAGAUUCCUCAAAGCCAUAUUCAGCAGAUUUGUGAAACAGUUUUAACCACUGGAGAAAACCUAGCUAGAAAGAGAAACUUCGCUGCAAAGUCUCCACUGAUGUAUGAAUGGUACCAGGAAUAUUAUGUAGGGGCUGCUCAUGGCCUGGCAGGAAUUUAUUACUACCUGAUGCAGCCCAGCCUUCAAGUGAGCCAAGCAAAGUUACAUACUUUGGUCAAGCCUAGUGUAGACUUUGUUUGCCAGCUGAAAUUCCCUUCCGGCAAUUAUCCUCCAUGUGUGGAUGAUAAUCGAGAUCUGCUUGUCCACUGGUGUCAUGGAGCCCCUGGGGUAAUCUACAUGCUCAUCCAGGCCUUUAAGGUGUUCAAAGACGAGAAGUACCUCUGUGGUGCCUACCAGUGUGCAGAUGUGAUCUGGCAAUAUGGUUUGCUGAAGAAGGGGUACGGGCUGUGCCACGGUGCUGCAGGGAACGCCUAUGCCUUCCUGGCGCUCUACAACCUCACACAGGAUGUGAAGUACCUGUACAGGGCCUGUAAGUUUGCUGAAUGGUGCUUAGAUUAUGGAGUACAUGGAUGCAGGACACCAGACACCCCCUUCUCCCUCUUUGAAGGAAUGGCUGGAACGAUAUAUUUCCUGGCUGACCUGCUGGUCCCCAUGAAAGCCAGGUUCCCUGCAUUUGAGCUUUAAAGGAAAUCAUGCCCACGCUCCCAACUUACAGCAUGACCCUUUCUGUACAUUCAAACCUGGGCUAAGUGCUUUCAUUGCUUUUCAAGGAAACAGAGAACCAAACUGUGUACUUGAUUGAGUUGAUUUUUUUUUUCUAGAAUUUGUCUUUAGUCAAUUCCUUUUUUUAUUAUGUACUUUUAUUUAAAAGUAUGCAAGGACAUCUGUUAAGUUUCUUCCAAAAGGAAGGAUGGGUGAUAAAUACAGUAUUUUUGGGUCAUUUACUGUAUUUCAGAACUUGGAGGAAAUCUUAUUUAAGUGUAUGAAAAAUCUGUUACUGCUCUAAAAAUGUUUGAAAGAAACUAAAUAUAAAUACAAGCUUAAGUACAUGACCAUGGUUGAAUAUUGCCUUCCACCUCUUCUGUGUCAUAUUUUCCUCCAACAGGAGGGCAGACAGCUGUAUGACUUAUUCUUUCUCUAAGUGGUUGGUUAUGAAAGGGGACAAAACAUGACUGUAUGCUUCCAGAUGAAAAACUGCAAGAAUUACAAACUUGACUUGGGACCUAAGUACCAUUUUUCAAAUUCUUGAUGCCUUUUUGAUCUAGAGAUAAACAUACUUUCAAAUUUACCUCUUUAUCAAAGUAAGGCAUCCAGGCGCUAUAUGCUAGCCUUUUUAUAAAAAUCUUAAAAUGUGACAGUUGUCAUGAGCUUUCUGUUAUGUAAGUUUAAGAUAAGCUAAUAAUAGCAGUUUAUGGUUUUCUCUAAAGAAAAAAAUCUAGUGUAUUUUCAAACUAUUAACUGAAAUGUGUUUGUUCUUUGGUAUUCACAUGAGAUCACGGAGCCCAUUUUCUGUGAGAAUGUGCACCUGUGACCUCAGAAUCUGGUCUACCAUGUUUGACUGACCUUCUAAACUUUGACUUGUGUUUUACUUUCUUCAAAGACUCUAGUUGUUUGGUACAAGCCAUAAAAUAUAUUCUUAUCAGUU
Molecule: messenger RNA, 2491 nt
Organism: Sciurus carolinensis (gray squirrel)
Lineage: Eukaryota; Metazoa; Chordata; Mammalia; Rodentia; Sciuridae
Gene: Lancl1
Product: LanC like glutathione S-transferase 1
Exons: 9
Coding region: 331-1530 (399 amino acids)
Biological process (GO): peptide modification; carbohydrate metabolic process
Cellular component (GO): plasma membrane
Source: RefSeq, a predicted model, not a curated record